UUGGUUGUUUAUUGAAAUAAAUGAAAAUAAUGAAGGGCACGAAAUUACUGCUCACUGCGCGGUAACAUGGUUGUAACUGUUUAGCGAGGUCAAUGAAUAAAUGAGCUCAGGAAGACACCUAGGCCGCGAUUCUCACCCUGGCCUUGGAAUUACUCCCAGGUUCACCGGUCUCCUGCAGCAGCGACGUGAACAGGAUCCACUGCCGCUGGCUCGUGUCAAGCCACUGGUGCCAAUUGCGAGCAACGUAGUCGAUACAGUGCUCCAGCGUUGCCGGUGGCAUGAACACUCCGUUAUGUCUCCCCGCUGUCUGCUGCUCCAACUGGGAUGUCGGUUGGCCAGGGUGUCCUGCAGGUUCCAGAGCAGUGUGCUCACCGGAAGUGGCAAUGAUGUCGAGGAUCUCCCCAGCACGGACUUCGAAUGGCAGUCCCUCGAUUUGGAGCGAAACAUCCGGACAGCCAUUGAACCAGGCUGGAGAGGUUCAACUCGAACGUCAGGUCUCGAACCUGCGUCAGAGCGGCCUCAUUUACCGUCACGACGACGUGGCCAUUCGCACCAUUGCUGAGAAUUACGACAAACGCGUGGUUACACACACACACACACACAAAUAAAAAGACAGAAAACACCGCUUGCCAAAAGGCCAGAAGACGACGAUGGCGACGUGUAACGUGCAAGACGACUCGUUCUUCGUGUACCACUAGUCGAACUAAUAAGUGUUUCCGGGGUAGUUCCUGGGUAGCCUAAGGAGAGUUUUGGGGGUGUAAUCGAAAUAGAGCGCCGAUAACAGGGAGGCUUACCAAGUUAUGAAGUUGGCAAAGGCAGAGGAAAGAAGAGUGUAACGUUGGUGGAUGGCAGGAAUAGCUCAAGGAGCGGAAAACCGGACACUACUGCAAAAUUUGGUGGAGAUGUUCACAGCAGCGUAUGUUGCUCACGUAUCGUGUUUUUCACCAAGCCACGAAGGUAGUUCACGGCCGGUCUAACCAUGUAUGGCAUAAUGCGCCUUCCUUAUACUGUGCCGUUUUUGACUCAGAAAUUGAAAUUUGUGCACGUGAUGCAGAAGUAGCGGUAUUAAGUGGCAGUAGACAAAUAUCGGCUGUGAAUAGCUUUGGAAUCCAAUUGCUAACUUGAUGGCUAAUCGUGUAAAACAGUGUGUGGGAGUUACGCGGGUAAACGCACUCUAGUACUGCUGGUGCCAGUGUUGUUGGAUGCUGUGAACAGCAAACUCUGCAAAGUAAGUGUUUGACACCAGCAGCGAGCGGCCUCGUAAACUGACAGCGAAGGCUGAUGUGACAGGUGAAUUCUACGGCGAUAUUCACAGUGCGUCUUGACGACGCACCGUACGUUGAGUACGUUAAUAUCGAGUCUUUUGGCACACCUCUGAACUGGCGCCUGUGUGUUGUGUAGCCCGGAAAGGUAUAGGCGCCAUUGGCAUUGGGCGUGGCCUAAACAAUCGCAUAAGAAUGAAGAGCCUCUUGAAUAGCGCGUGUAUUGCUGUUUCGUACUUUUAUCGCGUCGUUUUCUCCAGUUAUUCACCCAUUUCUCUUGGAAUAAUCAGCUGUGCGCAGUGCUUCGCAUAAGGCUUCCAUAAAGCUGUCCCAAAUGUUCUGCCUCUAGAAUCGAGAUCUAUUCCUCAUGCAGCUGUAGCUUUUUCGCGCGCUCGCACAUUCUUUGGGAUUCGCCGUUAAGACGUUCCGAAACUAAUUUCCCCGUCAAUAAUUUUGAAGUGCGUACUUUCAAUAUAGUGCCGAUUGGUGAUCUGUGGUGUGCCAUUUUUUCCUGAUGCGACAUUACUGCCACAGCGCAGUUUCAUUUGCGACAUAUGCGCACAUGUAGAAUGAACGAAAAGCUGAGGAAGAUGUUACCCUAUAGGCGGAGCGUCCUCUUGAUUUUAUUUGUACGUAUUCUUUGACACUCCCAGAGAAAUACUUCACCUCAUGUAAGAAUGCUUAAGAGCCUGGAAAUAAACUUGGCGUGAAUUAACA
Molecule: messenger RNA, 1979 nt
Organism: Dermacentor andersoni
Lineage: Eukaryota; Metazoa; Arthropoda; Arachnida; Ixodida; Ixodidae
Source: RefSeq, a predicted model, not a curated record